Delphinapterus leucas (beluga whale) is the source of this 2148-nucleotide messenger RNA. It is a transcript of the gene NAAA, whose product is annotated as N-acylethanolamine acid amidase. NCBI's taxonomy places the organism in Eukaryota, Metazoa, Chordata, Mammalia, Artiodactyla, Monodontidae. Gene Ontology annotation, biological process: fatty acid metabolic process. The record is from RefSeq and is a predicted model, not a curated record. Gene Ontology annotation, cellular component: lysosome. Gene Ontology annotation, molecular function: fatty acid amide hydrolase activity.
CGGCUCCUCUCACCAUUCCGGGUCCCGCGUGACUAGCCGGGCCAAGCUGCGCGCGGGCUCCGCCUCCAGCCCUCCCGGCUCCGCGCAGGCUCCGCCUCCUCCUCGUCCUCCAGCGCUUCCCCAGGGCGCGGGCAGCGGUCCAAUUGAGGCCGACCGAGUUAUGAGAGCCGCCGGUCCGAGGGCGCGCAUGGCGCUGGCUCUGCUGCUGCUGGCCGAGGCGUCGGCCGCCGCCUCGUCCUCCGCCCCGCCGCUCUUCAACGUGAGCCUGGACGCGGCCCCCGAGCUGCGCUGGCUGCCAGUGCUGCAGCACUUCGACCGCGACUUCUUGCGCGCCUCUAUGGCGCAUAUCAUCGGGGAUACUGUCCCCAAGUGGGUCCUCGCAUUGAUCCGAAAGGCGGUCUGGGAGCUGGAGCUCUUCCUGCCCCAGCCCUUCACCGACGAGAUCCGCGGCCAGUGCGACGCUCUGAACUUCACCCUGGCCGACUGCAUCCUCCUUAACCUGGCCUACGAGUCCACAGCAUUCUGCACCAGUAUUGUGGCUCAGGACUCCAAAGGCAACAUUUAUCAUGGCCGGAAUCUGGAUUACUCUUUUGGAAAUUUCUUACGCAAGUUGACAGUGGAUGUGCAGUUCAUAAAGAAUGGGCAGAUUGCUUUCACAGGAACCACCUUUAUUGGCUAUGUAGGAUUAUGGACCGGUCAGAGUCCACACAAGUUUACUGUUUCUGGCGACGAACGAGGCUGGACCAGGAAGAUGCUGGUUAAGGAUAUAUCAUUGUCCAAGGGACUCAGUUCUUUAUCCUCAUGUAUUUCUUCAUCAUUUUCUCAAAUGUCACCUAUGAGUGAAACUAAUUCUCAACCAUGGUACCCAAACCACAGCAUGACAGUUCCUGAAGUUUUACGGAGAAUGACUGUAAACAUGUGUAAACAAAAUUAUUUAACUGAUAGCUAUGAUAAAGGCUCGUGGUGGGAGAAUAUGAUUGCUGCCCUUUUUCAGAGACACUCACCGGUCAGCUGGCUUAUCCGCACUACCCUGAGUGAAUCAGAAAACUUUGAAGCAGCUGUUUACGAAUUGGCCAAGACUCCCCUUAUGGCUGACGUUUAUUACAUUGUUGGUGGCACAUUCCCCCAGGAGGGAGUGGUCAUCACAAGGAACAGAGAUGGCCCAGCAGACAUAUGGCCUCUAGAUCCUUUAAAUGGAGCGUGGUUCCGAGUUGAGACAAAUUAUGACCAUUGGAAGCCAGUGCCUAAGAGAGAUGACCGAAGAACACCUGCCAUCAAAGCUCUUAAUGCCACGGGCCAGGCAAACCUCAGCCUGGAGACGCUUUUUCAGGUUUUGUCAGUGUUUCCGGUUUAUAACAACUACACAGUUUAUACUACGGUAAUGAGUGCUGCCAGCCCAGACAAGUACAUGACUAGGAUCAGAAACCCGAGUUAAAAGCAGAAGAGUGAAUUCACCUAUGCUAUGAAGAUGAUCUUUUUAGAUGAAAUUUUUGAAGAGCUGCACUUUAAAAAAUAAAGUGAAAAGAUUAUAUUUUAUGACCGUUACAGGCUCUUUCCUCAUUAAACUUUUCAACAUUGUGAAGUGGGGGCAGGAGGAUGAGUUUGGAGCGUGUUGUGGUAAAGUGGGGUGGUAGCUGUCCUCAUUCACCUUCCUUCAGGGCUUGCCUUGGCCGUCUCUUAGCUGCUUCUGUUCUGGCUUUAACAACUCAAAUAUAAUCGGUCUCAGAGGGCGAGCCAUAUCCUCGGGCUUUAUUCCCAGCUUCUUACCAUUACUUAACAGCUAUUUUGUCAUACCUGAGUUUAUAAAGAAAUGAGCGGGCAAGACCUCUUUGUUCACUAUGAAGUGCUUCUGGAAGAGUCUGCCAAACUUAAAUAAAAUUAACAACAGUUAUUAUUAAGCAAAGAUGAGUUUAGCAGAGGGAAUAGCAGACGAAUUACAAUUCGGGACAAGCAAACCAUGGCGAACCAUAGGCAAAUCUGAGGAACAAAGGGAAGGUUAGCUUUUAUUGGAAUCUGGGAGGAAACCGGGGAGUGUUGUUUUGAACAAAAGUUCAUUAGAGGAGAACAAGAGUUCAGGGUUGUUGCAGUUUCACAUUGGUUGCAAGUGAUGGUCCGUUUGCUGUUACUGAGAAAUGCAAACGUAAAAUA